AACACUGUCGUACAGCGUGUCUGGGGAAAAACCAACUUAUAUUGUUUUGUAUCGAUCUAAACUUAGACUUCCCCCUAAAUCGUCGGACAACAAAGGCAGCUUAUCGGCCAGCGAUUGGAUCACCCGAGCAGUAAAAUAACUGGCAAAAACGAUGAAGAAAGUUUUAUUAACAAAGUCGCAGCACAUCCAGGCAGUCGCUAGCGCAGAUCUAUCCUCCAAGCAAGCAGCGCCUGUCCGGGUAAUUGCGAUGCCCAUGGCUCAGUUGAGCACUGCCUACAUGCAACGCAAGUCCUUCCAGUCCAUUUACGAGGAUAUCUUCAAAUUACUCAUGCGGAUUCCCGAUAAAGCUCUCCAGCAACGUGUGAUCGACGCGAUUAAUGGCCAUGGUAGCGUUGAUAAGACUACUAUCUCCCAUCAAGGUAAACAGUGCUCUUGUGGAGCCCAAAAAGUGGAUGCAUCCACGCAAACAGAGACGGAAACGGAGACCAGGACCUCUCAAAGUGACACAAUCAAGAAUGUGGCCAUGAAAAACGAGGAAAAGCCUGCGAUAAAGCAUGAAUCAGUCGAUUCCAAGGCGUCCGUAACCUCCAGUGAACACAGUCCGACUCCCCCUCCCAUUGCGUCACCCAGUCAGCCCGUCAAAGUGGCCAAGAAACGGGGAAGAAAGCGAAACACCUGCGUGCCACAGGUGGUAAAGAGGUCGGCGGCUGAAAUGGCACUGCAGGAGCGCGAUGAGAAACAGCUCACACCCGUGGUUACCAAGCGAAAAAAACAGGAGUUUAAUAGCUCGGCAAACAUAAACCGUCCCCCAAAAGCAACACAAGAGCGUCGUGACUCGGACUGCUCGGACUUUUCUUUAGAUGACCACGAGCUUAACCGGGUGGAAGACUAUAUAAAUAAUGGUACGAGUAGAGACAAGAUCGUACAGAUAAUGGCCGAUGUAUUUAAAAAGGCGCAAAUUAGGUCGGAGGUGGGAUUACUACCCAUCCACGAUGACAUACUGCGCAAUGACAAUUAUGGAGUGAGGCGUCAGAUUUUUGCGUGUAGCCACGCCAACUUGGACAUCAAUGAACUACUGACCUCCGAUGGCGAAGAUUGUCUUGAGCUUGCGUUGACGAACGAAACUGAUCCAGAGAUCACAUCGCUCCUUUUGGCAGCUGGUUGCCUGACUGACCACGUCUACGAGAACUCCAACACAGCCCUCCACUUGGCGGUGAUUAACAACAUAAACAUUGAGUCUAUUAGAAUACUAAUGCGCAGGGUCGAUCUGAAUCUCCUAUUGGAGACCAACGAUGACGGUUAUACAGCUCUGCACCUGGCGGUACGACAGAAUCAGUUCCUUAUUGCCGAGGCAAUUUUCGAUAUAAUCGACGAGCGGGACUUGGGGAAAGCGAUCUACCACAGAGCAACUGAGAUGCCAGGCUCCGGUGAAAGUGACGAAAAGGCCUUUGCCAAGUACUAUGAUCGUGCCUGCGAUCGACUGGAGGCGAACAGACACAAGUUGAAGAACCGCCGGCUCAAAGCAAACGUGAUCAACUCAACAGAGGCUAGGGCGGGGAAUACGCCUCUUUUCUAUGCCGUCGAGGGCGAGCAAGAACACUUUUGUUAUUUCCUGCUCGCCCACCUGGCCGAUCCGGACGAGGAGAACUUGAGCGGGUAUUCCCCGAAAUCGUUCCACUACGAAUACGCACGCAUUUUGCGCAUCAACUUGAAGGUUUCUCGGGUCAUGGACAAAGUGACUGCCAUUUUAAAUUCUUGACAUUAAAAUUGUUUCAUUUAAUUGUAAAUACAUAUUAUGGAUUUCUCGGCGCAGUUAA
Messenger RNA from Drosophila kikkawai, 1817 nucleotides. It is a transcript of the gene Charon, whose product is annotated as charon. The record is from RefSeq and is a predicted model, not a curated record. Lineage: Eukaryota; Metazoa; Arthropoda; Insecta; Diptera; Drosophilidae. Gene Ontology annotation, molecular function: protein binding.